Bombina bombina (fire-bellied toad) is the source of this 1625-nucleotide messenger RNA. It is a transcript of the gene DMC1, whose product is annotated as DNA meiotic recombinase 1. The record is from RefSeq and is a predicted model, not a curated record. The transcript has 12 exons. NCBI's taxonomy places the organism in Eukaryota, Metazoa, Chordata, Amphibia, Anura, Bombinatoridae. Gene Ontology annotation, molecular function: ATP hydrolysis activity; single-stranded DNA binding; ATP binding. Gene Ontology annotation, cellular component: condensed nuclear chromosome; nucleus. Gene Ontology annotation, biological process: DNA repair; reciprocal meiotic recombination; mitotic recombination. The coding region runs from base 1 to 924 and encodes 307 amino acids.
AUGGGGAGAAAAACGCAAUUCAAGUUAAGACUGAUCUGCACAGUGAAAGGGAUUCAGAUGACCACUAAAAAAGCGAUGUGUAAUAUCAAGGGCCUCUCUGAAGCGAAAGUAGAGAAGAUAAAGGAAGCUGCUAACAAGUUAAUAGAGCCCGGCUUUCUCACAGCCUUUGAAUACAGCGCAAAGAGGAAGAUGGUUUUCCACAUAUCCACUGGGAGUCAGGAGUUUGACAAGUUAUUAGGUGGAGGUAUAGAAAGCAUGGCGAUAACGGAGACAUUCGGAGAGUUUCGGACAGGAAAAACUCAGUUGUCGCACACUCUUUGUGUGACAGCGCAGCUCCCAGGGCCAAAUGGAUAUUCUGGAGGAAAAAUUAUCUUUGUGGACACAGAAAACACGUUCCGGCCUGAUCGCUUGCGAGACAUAGCAGAUAGGUUUGGCGUGGACCAUGAUGCAGUGCUGGACAACGUGCUAUAUGCCCGUGCAUACACCAGUGAGCAUCAGAUGGAGCUGCUGGAUUACGUCGCUGCUAAAUUUCACGAGGAAGCUGGGAUUUUUAAACUUUUGAUCAUCGAUUCCAUCAUGGCUCUCUUCCGAGUGGACUUCAGUGGCCGGGGGGAGCUAGCUGAGCGGCAGCAGAAGUUGGCACAGAUGCUGUCUCGGCUUCAGAAGAUCUCAGAAGAAUAUAAUGUUGCUGUAUUCAUCACAAAUCAGAUGACGGCUGACCCUGGGGCAACCAUGACAUUUCAAGCGGAUCCUAAAAAACCCAUUGGGGGUCACAUCCUGGCACAUGCGUCCACAACGAGAAUCAGUUUAAGAAAAGGACGCGGAGAGUUGCGCAUUGCUAAGAUAUACGACAGCCCUGAAAUGCCAGAAAAUGAAGCCACGUUUUCAAUCACAGCUGGAGGGAUAAGCGAUGCAAAAGAGUGACUGCCAUCCUGUGAGCGAGCGACGCCGGAUUUACUGCUUGUGCUGUUACAACGUGCACUUGUUAGAUGGGGGUUGAUAGCCUGUUUGUCCAAAUCUGAGCUAAUACAAAUAGGAGCUUAUAAACCUGAAGGGACAAUAAAGUUAAAUUAAACAUUCAUUAUUUAGAUACAGCAUACAAUGUUUUCCAGUGUACAUACAUUAUCAAAUUGGCUUUGUUCUCUUCUUAUCCUUUGUUAAAAGGUAAACCUAGGUAGGCACAAGAGCGUGCAUAUGUGUUUAGGACUCUAUGGCCGCAGUGUUUGUAACAAUGUUUGUAUGCACGCUCUUGAGCCUACCUGCAUUUCAACAAAAGAUACAAAGAGAACAAAGGAAAUUAAUAACGGAAGCAAUUGUGAAACUGUUUUUUUGUUUAUCACAUUGUUUGUACUGACUAUUUAACCAUUUCACUGGCCGAGGAGGGGCUACUAUGCAUGGUUUAUACAUUGCAGUCCUGUGUUUUAACUCAGAUAUUUUGUGUGUGUGCAAAUAUCCUGCAAUCUCUAGCAGGAACUACAUUUCUAAUUACUAUGCAGUCAGAAAACAAAGACCUGUGGGAGGAGUAUGACAUAAAACAAACUAGGUAAAUAAACAGCCCUGCAGCUUCUUUUUUAACCCUUUCGUGACAGGGUUAAAGUGCCUACAUCGGAACAGCUGUUCCGAUG